Serpula lacrymans var. lacrymans S7.9 is the source of this 1063-nucleotide messenger RNA. RefSeq lists its product as uncharacterized. Bases 395 to 862 code for a protein of 155 amino acids. The record is from RefSeq and is a predicted model, not a curated record. Lineage: Eukaryota; Fungi; Basidiomycota; Agaricomycetes; Boletales; Serpulaceae. The transcript is spliced from 4 exons. Gene Ontology annotation, biological process: protein folding; response to salt stress; protein complex oligomerization.
GGCUCUCAUUUUGAAACAGAGGCUGCCGAACAGGCCCAUGAGUCUCUUCUGAAUUACUUCAAGAACAUCAGCAAUCAAUAGCGUGGUCAAGUGGCAAAGUACCUUCCGGCAUUGAGUGCUAAAUUGAGCGGUCACGUGCAUUGAUUGUUAUUUGGUUAUUUCCCAGUAUGGUAGUGCGAACCUACUAGCACUUUCGACUCUCGUCUCGACCAAGCGGUGAUCUUCGAAACCAAGGUACGUCAUCCCUGGUGUCAUUUGAAUGUAACCGCAGUGUAUAUAAGGGCGAACCUCUUUGCAUCCUCCCCUCCAAAUCGUCAGUAACUGUCUCAGCGGAUAUAUCAUCGACUCUCCUCAUCGCGUGUACCUUCACUCGCGUCUUAUUCAAAUAACCUAAAUGUCUAUCACUCGCGUAUUUUAUGAUCCCUUCAGCGAGUUUGACCGCCUCUUCGACGAUGCCUUCAACUCCCGUUUCGCCCGUCCCAAUCCUAAUCAAAUCAUCAACAGAGAUCAGACUAUUCAAGAUAAAUUGAACUUCAGACCAAAAAUGGACCUCCACGAGAGUGCAGAGCACAACGCUAUCACCGCGACGUUCGAGCUGCCCGGCUUAACCAAAGAGAAUGUCAAUAUCGACCUACACAAUGGUCGACUCACUGUUUCUGGAAAGGUCGAAACUCAAGUAGCUCGUGAGGAGAAUGAUUUUGCCGUCCGCGAAAGGUCCUUUGGAAAUUUUUCUAGGACACUGCGGGUCUCUGAGGGUGUAAAGCCUGAAGAGAUCAAAGCCAGCAUGGAAAACGGUGUCUUGACUGUGACAUUCCCGAAAGGUAGCGCGGACCAGGCUCCUAAACGUAUAACUGUUUCUUGAAGCAAUCGGGGUCAUUGGUCUGUUGUGGUGAUGGAGAAAGAAAGUAGAGUUCAAGUAGAGUUUGGAUAUGCCAUUUUGAUAACUUUAGUUGUAAAAGUAGUGUCAUGCAUCACAUGUAUCGCAUAUAGGAGAUAUAUGAAUGUACUCACCAGUUUCAUUUUGUUAGUUUCACAAAAUACAUUUAGACUGUACUCUCACCAA